Molecule: messenger RNA, 6171 nt
Organism: Passer domesticus (house sparrow)
Lineage: Eukaryota; Metazoa; Chordata; Aves; Passeriformes; Passeridae
Gene: CBFA2T3
Product: CBFA2/RUNX1 partner transcriptional co-repressor 3
Exons: 12
Coding region: 443-2227 (594 amino acids)
Biological process (GO): DNA-templated transcription; negative regulation of DNA-templated transcription
Cellular component (GO): nucleus
Molecular function (GO): transcription corepressor activity
Source: RefSeq, a predicted model, not a curated record
GGCGCGGCGGCAGCGGCGGCGCGGCGGGGCCCGGCCGGGCACGGAGCGCGGCCGCGGGCGCCCCACGGCCGCGGCGCGGCGCCGGGAGGAUGCGCCGCCGGGCAGCGCGCAGGGGGUGAAGCGGCCCCGCGGAUUUACCGCGGCUUCUCCGCCCUCCCCCGCUUCUCCGGUGCCCCCCCUCCGGGGGGAGGGGAAGCGCCCCGAGCCCCGGAGCUGGCGGCGAGCGGCGGCCCCGGGCGCGGCGAGCGGCGGCGGGCAGGUGCCGGGGGCAGCCGCCGCCGCGGGGCCGCGCUCCGCCGGCGCCGGCCUUAAGCGGACCGGGGCCGCCGCCGCCGGGGGCCGCUGCCGGCUCUGCCCGCUCCUGCCGGCCCCGCCGGCCCCUGCCUUGGGACUUACCUCACGCCUCCGCCACACCUCAGGACGAUAACGCGGAGCCGCCGCCAUGCCCGACUCGCCGGCCGACGUGAAGACGCAGGCCCGCUCCACGCCGCCCGGCAUGCCCCCGCCGCCCGCCGCGCAGGGAGCCCCGCGCCACCCCUCCUUCACACCCAGCACCAAUCGAGACGCUGGCCCUCCGACGUUUCUGCCUCGCGGCCGUUUUCAUGGUUGCUUGAAAUGGUCGAUGGUCUGUCUUUUGAUGAACGGGAGCAGCCACUCGCCAACCGCCAUCAAUGGGGCUCCGUCCACCCCCAACGGGUUCAGCAACGGGCCAGCCACCUCCUCCAGCGCCUCCCUGUCCACCCACCAGCUCCCUCCGGCCUGCGGUGCCCGCCAGCUCUCCAAGCUGAAGCGCUUCCUCACCACCCUGCAGCAGUUUGGGAACGACAUCUCCCCCGAGAUCGGGGAGCGGGUGCGCACCCUCGUCCUGGGGCUCGUGAACUCCACCCUCACCAUUGAGGAGUUCCACGCCAAGCUCCAAGAGGCCACCAACUUCCCGCUGCGACCCUUCGUCAUCCCCUUCCUCAAGGCCAACCUGCCGCUGCUGCAGCGGGAGCUGCUGCACUGCGCCCGCAUGGCCAAGCAGACCCCGGCCCAGUACCUGGCCCAGCACGAGCAGCUGCUGCUGGACGCCAACGCCUCCUCUCCCAUCGACUCCUCCGAGCUGCUCCUGGAGGUGGGCGAGAGCGGCAAGAGGAGGACGCCAGACAGGACCAAAGAGAACGGUUUGGACCGAGACCCCCUGCACCCCGAGCACCUCAGCAAGCGGCCGUGCACCAUGAGCCCAGCGCAGCGCUACAGCCCCAGCAACGGGCUGAGCCACCCCCCGAACGGGCUGGGGCACCCCCCGGCCGGCCCCCCCCUGCCCCAGCACUACCGCCUGGAGGACAUGGCCAUGGCACACCACUACCGCGACAGCUACCGGCACCCCGACCCCCGGGAGCUCCGCGAGCGCCAGCGGCCCGCCGCCGUGCACGGGACGCGGCAGGAGGAGGUGAUCGACCACCGGCUCACGGACCGCGAGUGGGCGGAGGAGUGGAAACACCUCAACAACCUGCUGAACUGCAUCAUGGACAUGGUGGAGAAGACGCGGCGGUCGCUGACGGUGCUGCGGCGGUGCCAGGAGGCCGAUCGCGAGGAGCUCAACCACUGGAUCCGGCGCUACAGCGACGCCGAGGACAUGAAGAAAGGCAGCCCGCCCUCCGCACGCCCCCACAACUCCUCCUCCGCCGCCGCCGAGGCUCCCCAGUUAGACGCUCACCGGGACUUCGCGCCGCGGCCGCUCUCCGGGUACAUGCCCGAGGAGAUCUGGAGGAAGGCUGAAGAAGCCGUGAACGAGGUGAAGCGCCAGGCCAUGUCCGAGCUGCAGAAGGCCGUGUCGGACGCCGAGCGCAAAGCCCACGAGCUGAUCACCACGGAGCGCGCCAAGAUGGAGCGGGCCCUGGCCGAGGCCAAGCGCCAGGCGUCCGAGGAUGCCCUCACCGUCAUCAAUCAGCAGGAGGACUCGAGCGAGAGCUGCUGGAACUGCGGGCGCAAGGCGAGCGAGACGUGCAGCGGCUGCAACACGGCGCGCUACUGCGGCUCCUUCUGCCAGCACAAGGAUUGGGAGAAGCACCACCACGUCUGCGGGCAGACUCUGCAGGGGCUGCCGGGCCCCGCCGCGCCCGGCCCCGGCCAGCCCGACGGGGUGCCCGCCAUGGCCAGCAGCCCCAGCGAGGCGGGCUCGGUGGCCGCGUCCCGUGCCGGCACUCCGGCCACGCCGGCGCCGCUGGACAGCGCGUCCCGCUGAGCCGCCGCGGGGCUGCCAGCGCCACGGACUGCACCCCGUGCCAUUUCCUCAGCUACCUGACUCGUGUGACCUCCGAAACGACCUCUCUAGCUCUCACAACUAAUCCUCACGGAUCCUCAAGCUGGGCUUUAAGUGGAGUUAAGGCAAAUACCGGUCUCUGUUCUUUCUUCAGUCUUUGUUUUGGCUUUUUUCGGUUGGUUUUCUGUCGGUUGGGGGAUUGCGGUUUGGGAUUUUUUGGGUUUUUUGGCUGUUUUUAUUUUUCUUUUUUGCUCUUUGGAUGAGGGAUUUGGCUCCGGCAUCACCAAGCAGUGCUGUGGGGAGAGACCAGCCCGAUCCCAUCCCCCAUCAGCACUGCCGAGGGGCUCACUUGGAGGAGGAAAGAACCUUCCUUUCUUCAUCUCUCUCUUCCUAUUUUUUUUUCUUUUUAUCUUUUUUUUUUUUGUAAAAAAAAUAAAGAAAAUAAAAAAGAAAACGUCGAACUCUUUGGCUUUAAGUAAGAAAUUGUAAAAAAGAAAAAAAAAAAAGAAAAAAAAAAGGAAAAAUCCAAAAACCAGACGACGCGUGACGGACGCUCACCUGUAACUACCUUGCUAGCUAGCCAAGAACAGACCAGACUCACCUCUGCUCCAAAGGAAAUCCAAAACCAAGGAAGAUCCAAACGUCUCUCCACUGCCAAAGUUCGUUUCGUUCUGUUGUCGCUUCCUUCCCCUCCCCACAAGGAUGGAUGGACAUGCCCCUGGGGCUUUAAAGAAUUUCUAUUAAAAUAAAGAAAAACAAAAAAAAAAAAGGUGUUUUUUUACUAAAACCCCAACCCCCAAGGCGUGGGAGGGGGAGAUGGGGCUGAGAACCGCAGCCGGAGCUGGCACAUCUCUACCUCUGCCCGCCACCACCCUGGAAAAGGAGAACAAAAAGGAGAUUUAAAACAAAAAAAGUGAAUAAUAAUAAAAAAAAUUUAAAAAAAAAGGAAAUGAAAAGACAGAUUUUGGGUUCCUCCCUCCCCGAAGCCGUCGGGGGACCCCCCAUCCCUUCACUGCCAGGCUGCUCCCACACCCCGCGCUGGAUUUGUUUCACAAGGAUUUUUAAAGAGGAAAAGGAAAAGGAAAGGAAAAGGAACGCCGCCGCCUUCCUGGCCAAGGACAAUGUGGAUUCUUUGGGAUUCUUGCCUCGCCGGAGCGGCACGGAGGACGGAAGUGCAAUACGGGAAGUCCGAGCUCCGAGCGGAGGCAGCAGUGCUGUGCGCUAAUGUGAAUGUAAAUAGUGUCUGCAGAGGUCCAAAAAUCAAUCAUCGUCGUCAUCAUCAUCAUGCUAGUGAUAAUAAUAAGAGACGUUUGCCAAAUAAAGGACGAGGAGGAAGCGUGGGGCCGUGGCGCUGCCCGGAGCGAGGCCUGCCAUCGAGAGGAGCUGUAGGUUUUCCGCAUCCGCAAAACGCAUCCCGUGUGUUUUCCGUAGGGGAGGAAGAGGAGGGAAGGGCUCGGGUUGUGCUGCCGGGCACGGGGCUGGGCUGGGCCACAGCAGAGCUUGGGACACGCCAAGGGUGAUGGCACUGUGCCACUGUCACCCGGCCCUGUGCCACUGUCACCCGGCCCUGUGCCACUGUCAGCCAGCCCUGCUGGGGGUUCUGUGCACCCCAAGGCCUCGGUGCAUCCCCCUGGGAAGGUUCUGUGCACCCCAAGGUCUCAGUCCAUCCCCCCAGGGGUUCUGUGCACCCCAAGGCCUUGGUGCCAUUGUCACCCGGCCCUGUGCCACUGUCACCCGGCCCUGCUGGGGGUUCCGUGCACCCCAAGGCCUUGGUGCAUCUUCCCAGGGGUUCUGUGCACCCCAAGGCCUUGGUUUAUCCUCCCAGGGGUUCCUGUGCACCCCAAAACUUUGGUGCAUCACCUUGGGUGAGGUCUGCAUGCCCUAAGACCCUGGGGGGUUCCUGUGCACCCCGAGACCUCGCUGAAUCCUCCCAGGGUUCCUCUUCUGAGGUUCCUGUGCACCCCAAGACCUUGGGGCAUCCUCCUGGGAAGGUUCUGUGCACCCCAAGUCCUUGUGCAUCCUCCCAGGGGUUCCUGUGCACCCCAAGGCCUUGGUGCAUCCCCUGGGAGGGCUCUGUGCCCCCCAAAAUCUUGGUGCAUCACCUUGGGUGAGUUCUGCAUGCCCUAAGACCCUGAGGGGUUCCUGUGCACCCCGAGAUCUCACUGAAUCCUCCCAGGGUUCCUCUUCUGAGGUUUCUCUGCACCCCGAGACCUUGGUGCAUCCCCCCAGGGGGUCCUGUGCACCCCAAGGUCUCAGUGCAUCCCCCCAGGGGUUCCUGUGCACCCCAAGACCUUGGGGCAUCCUCCUGGGAAGGUUCUGUGCACCCCAAGGCCUUGGUGCAUCCUCCCAGGGGUUCUGUGCACCCCAAGACCUUGGGGCAUCCUCCUGGGAAGGUUCAGUGCACCCCAAGGUCUCAGUGCAUCCCCCCAGGGGUUCCUGUGCACCCCAAGGUCUUGGCCCGACCCCGGGGAUGUUUCUGUGCCCCCCAAGACCUCGGUGCACCCCCUGGGUGGUUUCUGUGCCCCCCCAACCCUGGGAGCACCGCCGGGCGCCCCUCCCGUGACCGUUCACUUUAUUUAUGGUGUGACAUAUGUAAUAUUGUCUAUUUUUCUUACGUUUCCUGAGAAGAGGUAAUAUAUAAGAGUAUUGCAGGUGCCCCUGCUCGCCCGGCUGCCCGGCCUGUCCCUGCCUGUCCCCUCCUGUCCCCUCCUGCCGGGGCUCUGCCUCUCUACCUCCACCUCGCCGGGAAACCGGGGCCAGAGCCCUUCCCCGGGGCCUGCUCUCCUUUCCACUCCGCUCCCUGCUGGUUCGAUUUUUUUUUUUUAAUAAUUAUGAUUUUUUUUUAAUUUUAAUUUUUAAUUAAGAAUAAAGCUACCCUACAGAACCUUGCAUUGAAACCAAAAGCCGAGGGAGGGGACGGCGGUGACGGGCGGCCAAACCAGAACGACAGCUUUAAAUGUCAGAUUUCCCAAAAAAUAAUAAAAAAUAAAAAUUGUGCUGCAGGGAGGACGGAGCGGCCGCGGGGCCGCGGUGAUGCUGGGGGGGUUCCCAGGGGGUUUGCCCCCCAAUGGUGGCGCUGGGGGGCAGGGGACGUGUGCCACGCGUGUGCCCCUCUGGUGGCACCUUGGGGGUGGCAGCGGGUGGGCAGCGCGGUGCUGGCACAGCCCGGCCGGGGGCAGGGGGACGGGGUUGGGGACACGGGGACAGCGUGUCGCAGUGCCCGCGGGGAGGCAGAGCCCGGGCGCUGGGUGGUGUGGCACCAGCCCGGGGAGGUGGCAGGAGGGACGUGGCUCUCACCGGGGUCCCCUCUCCAGCCCCUUCCUCACGUUCCCAACCCAAAAUGCCGGCUGAAACCAAAGUUCCACGUCCCGGCGAGGCUGGAGCGGGGGUCCCACACCCGCCUGGCUUUUGCUCCAUCACUGCCAGAGCCCCCCGAACUCCCCUGCAGCAUCUCCUCCUCCUCCUCUUCCUCCUCCUCCUCCGGGGGCUGCUGGGGUCCCCCUGUGCAUCCCAGUGGCUCCGAGGCUGGGGACAAGCUGCCGCGCGUUCCCAGGCACUGUGACGGGGUGUCCCCGCUGCGGUGGCAGCCCCGGGGGCUCCUCCGGUGUCACCGAGCGGCCCCGGGAGGGAGGCGGUGCCGGUGUCCCCCCCUGCGGGACUGAGCCCUGCCCUGCCAGCCCUGCCACGGGCACGGGGGGCUCCGGGGGGCUGCAGGGCAGAGCCCCCCGCCAGGCCGGGGUGGGGCGAGGGGCCAGCCCAGAGAGAUGAUGUGGUAGGACUUUCCUUCGGCAUGCUGUCCCCCCUUGCUGUUCCCCGCUUUCUCUAAGUGUACUGUAUGUUUGACCUGUGAAAGAUGUAAACUUUAUGAUUCAGGUUAUGUCUGUUCUUAACUCUGUAUCUGUGUAAUAAAGACAAUUUAAUAUCAA